Carassius carassius (crucian carp) is the source of this 1685-nucleotide messenger RNA. RefSeq names its product RING finger protein 24. The transcript has 7 exons. The coding region runs from base 420 to 893 and encodes 157 amino acids. Gene Ontology annotation, molecular function: ubiquitin protein ligase activity; zinc ion binding. NCBI's taxonomy places the organism in Eukaryota, Metazoa, Chordata, Actinopteri, Cypriniformes, Cyprinidae. Gene Ontology annotation, cellular component: endomembrane system. The record is from RefSeq and is a predicted model, not a curated record.
CUGCUCGUGUCGUGAGCUACGUGCAGAGUUCACAUCUACCACCAAAAAUCUCACUCGCCCAUCCCAUGAAGACGUAGCGUUAUAUCAAGAGCGCUCUCAGCCCACUACAGUCUCAUGCGAUCUGGAGAGCGAAUUUAGUUUCUGUUUUACGAGUAUCCGUGAACCCACAGCCUGCGAUGCUUGCUUGAGCUUACACGAUUAUUGAUUUGUUAAUAAUGCGCACGGUUUUAUGCACAUUUAAAGACCUGAUUGAUUCAUUAAUGGUCGCUUGUUAGAAGAAGGUAUAAGGUGCGUUAUAUUGCGGAGGCGCUGAAAUUGAGCUCUUUUCAUCUAUUUGCGUUUGUGAUCGAGCAGGAGGGAGGAGUGGCGGUGACAACGGCUGGCUCCUGAAUUCGGAAUCCUGCCUAAAAUCCACAAAGAUGCUAUAUCUGCCAGUGAUAUCCAUGAGCUCAGAUUUACAGCAUUACAGUUUCAGGAUGCCGAAUAUAGGGUUCCAGAACCUUCCCCUUAAUAUCUACAUUGUCGUCUUUGGGACGGCCAUUUUCGUCUUCAUCCUCAGCCUACUCUUCUGCUGCUACUUGAUUCGGUUACGGCACCAGGCUCACAAAGAGCUCUAUGCAUACAAGCAGGUUAUUCAAAAGGAAAAGGUCAAAGAAUUAAACUUGCAUGAGAUUUGUGCGGUGUGUUUGGAGGAAUUCAAGCAGAAAGAUGAGUUGGGAAUCUGCCCGUGUAAACAUGCCUUUCACAGAAAGUGCCUUAUUAAAUGGCUGGAGGUGAGGAAGGUUUGCCCGCUGUGCAACAUGCCCGUCUUGCAGCUGGCGCAGCAGCAGAGCAUGUCCGAAUCUGUGCCCCCAUCGCAGCAGCCUCUGCCCGGAGUGGAGAACCUGGUGUAGCCCCUCCUGUUUCUCCUAAAAACCACCACUACCUUCACACUCACUCCUGUACAGGUACACAUUCAUAUCCAAGGACAGAGCGCAGGAUUCGUGCCUGGAGCCACGGUGACCUGUGACCUGCAUAUGUUCAUGUCCUGCCUCGGUGGUUUUACAAAGGAUUUUUUUUUCUCCAAAUUACAAAAAUAGAUGACUUCCAGUGGGAUAAUGACAAAGAAUUGAGUUUACAUGGCCAAGCCAUGUUUAAAGUAACAGUUCCACACCAAAGCACUUUUUUGAGGACACCAGUAAGAGGCUAAUAAAAGACAAGGACUAAAAAAAACAUAACAUUAAAACGCAUUAAGAAAAACUUUUUUUUUUAACUAAAGGUUUUUUGUUUUUUUAACUAGCACUUUACACAAAACUCAAUCCUAGUUGCUUGUGAUAGUAGCAAGAUCUUGUUUUAUAUUUUAUGACUUCAAACUUUUUUUUUAGAGCCACAGAGCAAACCAUUGCUUUUAUUUUCAUUAGAAAGGGUUACAUUUAUACUGUAUAUUAAAGGGACAGCAGCUCUCCAGUGUGUAUAUGUUUGUUUGCGUGAGUGUUUAUGUAUUAACAGUCAGUGGAAUGGCUGUUUCGCUAGAUACAAUUCAUUGUGACCUUUAGCUGGUGGCCAAAACAAAUGUGAACGCAGAGUUUGUCUUAUUAAGGUCAGGAUGUGACCUAACAGUAUUUGAUCUGUGUUCUGUGGAUGUCUUUAUAUUUGAAAUGCUUUUUAACUGAGGGCUGUGUUAAAUAAACACACACACACACACA